Messenger RNA from Tricharina praecox, 576 nucleotides. RefSeq lists its product as uncharacterized. The transcript has a single exon. The annotation marks the transcript as partial. The record is from RefSeq and is a predicted model, not a curated record. NCBI's taxonomy places the organism in Eukaryota, Fungi, Ascomycota, Pezizomycetes, Pezizales, Pyronemataceae.
UCCUACGCUUCUCCCCACCUCCUCUACACAACUUCCACAACCUUUACCCAGCGACCACACGACAACCAAUUUCCCCUACACAACCACACACAUCCUCCAAUGUUCAUCUUCAAAAUGAAGAAGCUCACCUUCCACUCCUUGAUGCUAUAUGUCUUUCUCCAGAUGUCCCUGGCUUUCUUCUUCAUCAUCGAGGGAGUUUAUGGCAUCUUUGUCGCCAGGAACUGGCUCUGCCACCCGACCGAGCACUACGAACUCGCUAUGGAUGGCACCUCCAGCGGCUUCCACACCGUUGUUGAAGACUCCGUCUGCCAGAGCGCCCGGCUCGCCUCCAAGGUCCUACUCGGAUGUUUUUUGAUCGGCAUGCUUGGUCUCUCGUGCUCCAUUUGGAUGUUGCACAGCUACAUUCAGAUGAUCUGUCGCAACAACAACAACAUCGUCCCCGUCGAGCUUCAGUCCGUCGAGGUCAUCGACGCUCAGCACGUUCCGGGUACCGACGACGACCACGCGAAGCAGGCCGUUUCUGCCAAGGAGAGGACCUUCAACCGAGACUCUAUGGAUACUGUCGUCCUUUCUUAA